Molecule: messenger RNA, 825 nt
Organism: Botrytis porri
Lineage: Eukaryota; Fungi; Ascomycota; Leotiomycetes; Helotiales; Sclerotiniaceae
Exons: 2
Coding region: 1-825 (274 amino acids)
Cellular component (GO): membrane
Source: RefSeq, a predicted model, not a curated record
AUGGACCUUUACGCCUAUGCACCUAGUGCAUCCACUGCACUGGUUGCCGCUGCAUUGUUUGGAUUGAGUACAAUAUACCAUCUCUUUAUCAUGAUUCAAAAGAAAACCUACUUUUACUCAGCCAUGGUAGCCGGAGGUGUCAUGAUGACUUCCGGUUAUGUCUUCCGGCAUUUAUCAGCAAACAAUACUUCCUCCAUAUUGCUCUACUCUCUUCAAUCUCUCUUCAUUAUCCUUCCACCUUCUCUCUACGCAGCAACUAUUUACAUGAUAUACGGCCGUAUCGUCUUAUUCGUCAAUGCACCAUCUGCAUCCCUCAUCUCUCCCAAAAAGGUCACCAAACUUUUCGUCGGUGGAGAUGUCAUCUCUUUCCUGAUGCAAGCUGGCGGAGGUGGUAUGAUGGCAACGCCCAGCACGAGUUCACUUGGCGAAAAAGUAAUGAUUGGCGGCCUUCUCGCACAACUUUUUUUCUUCAAUAUCUUCCUCGUUAUCGCCAUUACUUUCGAACGUCGCAUGCGCUCGCAUCCAAGAGCUUUCGAUAUUCCAGCUCGUGGGAAAAAACAUUGGCAUCAAUUGCUCAUGCUCUUGUUCGUAGCUGCGGGCUUGAUCAUUGCUAGAUGUGUAUACAGAGUCAUUGAGUUCUCACAAGGAUCGACAGGGACACUGAUGAGUCAUGAGUAUUUCAUGUACAUCUUGGAUACAGCACCGAUGUUUGCUGUGCAAUGUAUGUUUCAUGUUGUACACGCAGCGAAUGUUUUUGAAGAUGGAGUAGAUCCAAAGAAAGUGGCUAUGAUGAAUGAUGAAUAUAUUGGACUGGGCGGGGUGUAG